This is a messenger RNA of Osmerus eperlanus (European smelt), 1017 nucleotides long. It is a transcript of the gene tcf21, whose product is annotated as transcription factor 21. Gene Ontology annotation, biological process: developmental process; regulation of transcription by RNA polymerase II. Lineage: Eukaryota; Metazoa; Chordata; Actinopteri; Osmeriformes; Osmeridae. The transcript has 2 exons. Bases 123 to 647 code for a protein of 174 amino acids. The record is from RefSeq and is a predicted model, not a curated record. Gene Ontology annotation, molecular function: protein dimerization activity; RNA polymerase II transcription regulatory region sequence-specific DNA binding; DNA-binding transcription factor activity, RNA polymerase II-specific.
CCUUCGCCGCUUCAUGAGUAUAUGAAACAUUCCGAGCGCACACCGGCGAGCUCACUUACCCCUUCCGUUAGUUUGUCUGUCCGACAUCCCACAUGUUUUGAAGCCGCACCAACGGAGAGAUCAUGUCCACGGGGUCCCUCAGCGACGUCGAUGACGAACUUUUGGACGGCAUUCUGAAAUUCGGCUCUUCUGGUAAAGAUUCAGGAACGUCGAAUGAAAGCACCGAGGAGAGUUCAAACUGUGAGGGUAGCUCGGUGAAUGACAGAGCUGAUGGUUCGGUAAAGAAAAGGAAGACUUCGUCUCGGAAAACCACGCGCAAUGGUGUGGCACAGGAGGGCAAGCAGGUGCAAAGGAACGCAGCUAAUGCACGGGAACGAGCAAGGAUGCGAGUGUUGUCCAAAGCCUUCUCUCGGCUGAAGACUACAUUACCAUGGGUACCCCCGGAUACCAAGCUAUCCAAACUGGACACGCUGCGUUUGGCGUCAAGCUACAUUGCUCACCUGCGACAGAUUUUGGCCAACGACAAAUAUGAGAACGGAUAUAUUCACCCAGUAAAUCUGACGUGGCCUUUCAUGGUCGCAGGCAAACCAGAGACCGAUCUGAAGGAGAUGCUCAAUACUACACGGCUGUGUGGAACUGCCUCCUGAUGCUACACUGUUCUGCUUUCCACGAGACACAUAUCUGAGGGAUAGAGGGACAUGCACGUCAUCUCCACAGACUUUCGAGUGGGAAUAACCGAGGGAGCGCGUGCACUCUUUCGUGCGUUGCCGUAAAGAGACACUGUUUUGUUCAUUAUUUAAAGAAGCCAUCAGAUGUUGUCUUUGCUGGUUCAAAGACAAAAAAGACUGAAUAUUUUGUAUAUUAGUUUUUAUAAUCUUCCAACGCCAUAACGCUGUCACAUUUUUGAGUUAGGUUACAGUAGGUCUACCAGUCAUAGGUCUACAUGGAAGCGCCGGUGAGAAAGUUGUGUAUUUUUCCAGAUUUUAUGUAAAUAAAAUAUAAUACUGUUGCGCAUGA